This is a messenger RNA of Artibeus jamaicensis (Jamaican fruit-eating bat), 1280 nucleotides long. RefSeq names its product histone H2B type 2-K1. Bases 915 to 1280 code for a protein of 121 amino acids. Gene Ontology annotation, cellular component: nucleosome. NCBI's taxonomy places the organism in Eukaryota, Metazoa, Chordata, Mammalia, Chiroptera, Phyllostomidae. The transcript has 2 exons. The record is from RefSeq and is a predicted model, not a curated record. Gene Ontology annotation, molecular function: DNA binding; structural constituent of chromatin; protein heterodimerization activity.
CUCGUCUUCGCUGACCUCCCACCUCUUCCUGAUUCGGACGACCUUUCUCCCCAGCUUCUGGUUUCCACAUGGCGUCAGGUUCCUUUAAUCACAGCCUUCAAGAGCCUACAACACCGGCCCACCCGCAGGUGUGAAUCGGACAACUCGCUCCAUUUAACAGCCGCCUCGCUCGGCCCUUCUUUUGAGUGGGCAGCUAACUUCCACGGGGACCCCGCCUUGUCUGCUUUGUGGGAGCGCCCCGGUUUCCCACCACAUCCUUCACCCCCUCACUGUGCCCUGUGCCACUGGUCCCACUCCACUGCCCACACUGUGCACCUUCCCCGAUCUUCCCAAUCACAGCUGCCCCUUUGCCCCAGCCGAACAGUAGCCAUCCUACAAGACCAGCGGCUCGUCCCCAUUUGUUCCUUGAUGCCUCCUCUGGCCACUGUAGGCCCCACUGAGUUUUUAGCUGUCUCCAGCACAUGCUGUGGCCCUCUGACUUUUCCCUGUGAACCAGUCCUGUCUCUGCCCCUGUAUUCCGGGGUCUACGGGCAGAGUGGGCCUGCAUCCCUCCUGACUCUCCCCAGCACUGAGCCACGCGAGCCCAGUGGGUGCUGGGUAGCUGUGUGGCCAUCUGGUGGUGUGUGAGCCCCAACAAGGUUGUGAUACACUGGUGUGGGGGGAUUGGGGGUGAACGGCUGGAGGAGAGGGUGAGGGUUUCUUGUUCAGACAGGAAAUCAUUGGGGGCAAGAAGUGAGCAAUCAUCUCCUUCAGGGUCAACCCAGAGCAUGUUCUGGAUGGGGUGGGGCCAAGCCCCGCCCCUCCACCCCAGGUGCUGGUCCCCAGCCCCACCUGGCUGGCCGCUGCCCACUUCAUAAAAGCAGUCCCCAGGAGCAGGAGGCAGCUGUGCGAGGAGGAGGAAGAGGAGGAGGAGGAUGAGCAGGGAGCACGGGCAGCAGCCGUCUGGGGCCCGAAAGGGCCAUCGCUCCAGAGACAAGAAGUCCCGGAAGCGUAGCCGGCGCAAGGAAACCUACUCGAUAUACAUCUACAAGGUGCUGAGGCAGGUGCACCCUGACCUCGGCAUCUCUUCCAAGGCCAUGAGCAUCAUGAACUCGUUCGUGAAUGACGUGUUUGAGCGGCUGGCGGGCGAGGCCGCCCGGCUGGCCCAGUACUCAGGCCGAACCACACUGACGUCCCGGGAAGUCCAGACGGCCGUGCGCCUGCUGCUGCCCGGGGAGCUGGCCAAGCACGCAGUGUCCGAGGGCACCAAGGCCGUGACCAAGUACACCAGCGCCAAGUGA